Messenger RNA from Humulus lupulus (European hop), 1851 nucleotides. RefSeq lists its product as uncharacterized. The coding region runs from base 329 to 1630 and encodes 433 amino acids. NCBI's taxonomy places the organism in Eukaryota, Viridiplantae, Streptophyta, Magnoliopsida, Rosales, Cannabaceae. The record is from RefSeq and is a predicted model, not a curated record. The transcript is spliced from 13 exons.
UUCUUCUAUGCCCUUCUCCAUUUUUCCCGACUCUAUAUAACCCCCAAUUUGUAGCAGAGAAAUUCUUCAUUUUCAAAUCUUACCCUCUAAUAAACAAAUAUUAAUAUAAGUUUAAUGGCUAAAUCGUCUCACGAAACUUCUGAUAUUUUCAUUGAACUCGUUUUUAGCGAUCUCGUAAUAUCAACGCGCUUUCAUCUCCAGAAUACCAGCACCACCACAAUCACCGCCGCCACCAGUCAGUCUUGUAGAUUUUUCUGACACCAGAAAUAUUCAACGAGCCCUCAACAAUGGGAAAGCAACAGGCAAUUCCCAGCGCAAAAAUGCAGCGAUGCUGGAUACAGACGACGAUAAUAGUAGUGUAAGUUCUUCGUCGACUAUUCGUUCUGAUCGUUUUUCGGUGAUGGAGGCCGAAGAAAUGCAACUUGAUAAAGAUUCUUUACUCGACCAAGCUCUUGAUGCUUUGUACGAGAAGAGGGGUUCCACGAGGGAAAAUGCGUUGUCCUCCAUUAUUGUAGCUUUCAAUAACAGUUUGCAGCAUCGGUUUGUGGAAAAGAAAUUUGCUACUUUACUGCAUCAGUGUCUGAAUUCUUUUAAACGAGGAUCUCCCAAGGAGAUAUGUUUGGCAUCCCAUGUCAUUGGGCUGUUGGCUUUUACUGUUGGUUUUGGAGAUAAUGCCCGUGAAAUACUGGAAGAAUCAGUGCUUCCAUUGACACAGGCUCUCAAGUCUGCCUCUGAAACUGCAAAGACUGCGUUGCUGGAGUGUUUGGCUGUCAUCACCUUUGUUGGUGGAAGUGACCCAGAGCAGACAGAGCGAUCCAUGCAAAUUAUGUGGCAAGUGGUUCAUCCAAAACUGAAGGCCAAUGUAGUUGCUGCCAAAACCUCAGGAGCUACAGUAAGUGCAAUGGUAUCUGCAUGGUCGUUUCUUCUUACAACCAUGGAUGGAUGGAAACUUAAUCCUAAAGAUUGGCAAGAGUCACUAACUUAUUUAUCUAGUCUCCUUGAUAAGGAAGAUAGGGCUGUUCGAAUUUCUGCUGGUGAAGCACUGGCUUUAAUUUUUGAGAUUGGAAGUUUUGAGAAAUUCUCUGCUGAGGCUAAAAGUUCAAGUGAUGGGUCAAGUCAAGAAGAAAGUAAUCCUCGGCAAUAUAUGCACAUACAAGGAUUGAAGGCAAAAAUCAUAAAUCAAGUAAGAAGCCUUUCAGCAGAGGCAGGGGGCAAAGGUUCUGCUAAGAAAGAUCUCAACAAUCAGAGGAAUCUGUUUCGUGAAAUACUGGAAUAUUUUGAGGAUGGCUAUUGCCCUGAAGUUUCUGUGAAGAUUGGUAGUGAUUCCCUGCAGACAUCUACAUGGUCUCAACUAAUACAGCUGAACUUUGUGAAGCACUUCCUUGGGGGAGGAUUUGUGAAACACAUGCAGGAAAAUGAACUCCUCCAUGAAGUUUUUGGGUUUACUCCUAAGAAAUAUGUCGUGGACCAUGAACUUCGUUUAUCAAGCAGUGAAAAGAGGAUGUACAAGUCACCAAAUUCAGUCCUCAACAAAGCGAGGACUCAACAUCUUAACAAACAGAGAAUGUUAUCUGAGGGAAAAAACAUUGGGCACUUCGCAGUUAGCAGCAGGGGUGACGAGGAAGCAUAGUGUUCAAUUUCUUUUUCUUUUUCUUUUUUGGUUGGAACAUUGAUUAGGUGUUUAGACCCACAUUUGGGUCUGAUGUUUAAACACAUACGAUACGAGUUUAAUUUAAUCAAUUACGGGGUGAUAACAUGGGCAAUGACUCGGUUGCUGUUGGGUUUAGAUGAUGGAUUUUUAAUGUUGCAACUGAAAGAAUAAAAUUCUAUUAAUUUUUAUUUCUAUUUAAA